GGCAAAUCUGGCUAUAUGCUGAAACCUCCGCCGAGUAUCCAAUAAUGAAUGCGUCGGUGCGGACAAUCAGCAGGGAAGGAAGUCUAAGACCGUAAAGCCUCAACGACUGCACGCCAGACAUCCCAUAUAUAUAAGAUGGGAUGAUGAUACAGUCUGAACUUCCAGGCGACUGGAAGCUCAAGCGUUUCGCUUGGGAUCUAAUCAACACUUCGUGCCUCCAGGCUCAGGCUUGAUUUAUCAAAGUGUAGGUACUUGACCUAUCAAUUUUCAUUUCCAAGCGGGAUUAGAUUAACACAAUUGCCUAAAGAGUAACGGAGGCGCGCGAAGGUUGAGAGCAGUGAGUAGGAGGAGGAGGAGGAAGAGGAGGAGGAGGAAGAGGCGGAGGAGGAGGCGGCGUUAGGAUCGUGUCAGGCCUUGGGAACUGCCGCGGCGAGGCUUGUAGGCGUUUGGAUCAUCGGCCGGCGGUUGCUCUUCUCUCUUCUCAGCCACUGGGAAAUUGUGGGAAUCGUGUUGGUAGUGGCGCCUCGUGUUUCUCGGAGACGCCGAGAUGGAGUGGUCUGGUCGAAAGGCAAUGGCAAUGGCGGUCACGUCGACUUUCCGGGUGGGGUUCAUUGGGCUUGGAGCAAUGGGAAGUGGAAUGGCUGCUACGCUGGUGGGCAAAGGAUUCAAAGUCUGCGGUUAUGAUGUCUAUGAGCCAUCUAUGGCUAAGAUGAGAGAGAAAGGCAUGUCUACUGCUACAAGCUGUGCCGAGGCUGCCUCAGGUGCCCAGGUCUUGGUGGUCAUGGUAACCAAUUCUGACCAAGCGGAGUCUGCAUUGUUUGGCCCAAAAGGAGCUAUGGAUGUGCUACCUUCAAGGGCAUGUAUUGUGAUGUGCUCAACAGUUGCAGCCGCUUACGUUCGAGGACUAGACCAUCGACUGAGAGGGGCUGGACGCGAAUGGGAGGUGGUCGACGCACCCGUGUCAGGUGGAGUUGUAAAGGCGGCCAAUGGGACACUGACGAUCAUGGCAUCAGGGUCUGAAGAGGGACUGAGGAGAGCAGACUCUGUCUUACGUGCCAUGAGUGAGAAAUUGUACAUCAUUCCUGGAGGAGUAGGGGCUGGAAGUAAUGUGAAGAUGGUAAAUCAAUUGCUUGCUGGAGUACACAUUGUGGCUUCUGCGGAGGCAAUGGCUCUCGGCGCACGUUGUGGCCUCGACACACGCCUACUAUAUGAGAUAAUCAGUAAUGCCGCAGGAAACUCUUGGUAAUAAUUUGUGUCCUCCCUCCCUCCCUCCCUCCCUCCCUCCCUCCCUCCCUUUCUUCCUUCCUUUCUUCCUUCCUUCUUUCUUUCCUUUAUUCCAUCCCUUCUCCUUCGCUUCUUUCCUUAGGUUCUCCAGGGCAAUUCAGCAUCUUUCCAUUUCUUAGCUAGAACAUGAUGUCAGAAAUGCAACACCAACUCUUGUCACUCCCNUCCAGGGCAAUUCAGCAUCUUUCCAUUUCUUAGCUAGAACAUGAUGUCAGAAAUGCAACACCAACUCUUGUCACUCCCACUCGUUAUGAAGUGUGCAAACAUGGCUCUGGAGGAAGAGGACAAAAAGAAACAAAGUAGCGAAGGAGAA
This is a messenger RNA of Chara braunii, 1597 nucleotides long. NCBI's taxonomy places the organism in Eukaryota, Viridiplantae, Streptophyta, Charophyceae, Charales, Characeae. The record is from the annotation of a GenBank genome assembly.